AUGAAUCACAAGUCGACCAACGAGGCGCGUCUUCUCCUCUCCUCAAUCCUCCCCGCCGAGGAUUUUGAGGACGUCACUGAUAUCCCCAUCUCUCCGUCCCUCUUUGACGUUAUUCGCCGCGCAUCGCGGUCUCUACCGAAGUCUCGCGGCGACUCCCACCUCACCGUAGACCAGCUCUUCCUCGGCCUCCUGGAGGAUUCUCAGAUCAAGGAUCUCCUCAAAGAUGCCGGCAUCAGCGACGUCGCCCGUGUUCGCACCCUCUUGAUGCCGCUCAGCUAUCCCAUCGCUAUAACACCGCGACACCUUCAUGAAAAGUCAAUCGACUCGGACGACCAGGGGAUUCAACUCCAUAGUCAAUCAGAAAAGAGGGACAACUCGGAGAGGAGAAGGAUCCAUGAAAUGAGGAGAUGGAUGGACGAAAUUCAAAUAUUGAAGCGACGUCAAAACAUGCUAUCGCAAUGGGGGGAAACGUUCGGUCUUGCGGACUUCAAGUUUGAAUCAGUGCAAGAGUUAGAUGCAGCCAUCGCAAAGCUCGAGGGCGAUGUCAAUGAUAGUCUGGAGCAAAGCUCAUGGGCGAUGCCAAUGAAAAGCUCGGCGCCGAGCCGUUGGAACGAGAAGGAGAGAUUGAUCGGCCUAGCAGAGAGGUUGUGCGAGAGGGUGGUCGGGCAGAAUCAGGCCGUCGAGACUGUAGCCGAAGUAGUUCUGAGAUCGAGAGCCGGCUCUGACGGAGACAGCAAAACAGAGCUCGCAAAAGCUCUCGCAGAGCAAUUGUUCGGCAACGAGAAUUUUCUCAUCCGCAUCGACUUGUCAGAGUACAAGGAACAACGCUCGCUUCGACGUCUAAUCGGUGGGCCACUGGUUGAUGACGAAGAUGGACAGUUGACGGCGGCAGUGAGGCGGAAGCCUUAUAGCGUCGUUCUCUUCGACCGGGUUGAGAAAGCUCAUGAUUCUGUGUUAAAAAGCCUUCUUCAUAUGCUUGGAUUAGGAAGGUUAGCUGACGGCCAAAACUGGGAUGUGGACUUCACUAACACAGUCAUUAUCAUGACCUCUAAUCUUACCAGAACGGAGAAAGAUUCACCGCUUCAGAUUGCUAGGGAAAUACUUAUCGACGAGGUGUGCUUAUUAAUUUAUCUAAAGUAA
This is a messenger RNA of Zingiber officinale, 1140 nucleotides long. Its product is annotated as chaperone protein ClpB1-like. The transcript is spliced from 4 exons. Gene Ontology annotation, biological process: cellular response to heat. NCBI's taxonomy places the organism in Eukaryota, Viridiplantae, Streptophyta, Magnoliopsida, Zingiberales, Zingiberaceae. The record is from RefSeq and is a predicted model, not a curated record. Gene Ontology annotation, cellular component: cytoplasm. Bases 1 to 1140 code for a protein of 379 amino acids. Gene Ontology annotation, molecular function: ATP binding; ATP hydrolysis activity.